AUGGCGGUGUUUCUCGAUCCCGAUACUGAGCGUCGUAUGCCAUUGAACUGUGAGCUUGUAGUUGACCUACUUAAUAAAGGGGAAUGCUCAGAUAUUGAUAUCGAUGAGGCUGACGAGUAUUUUUGUCCACAACCAGGUGCUACUGAAGAUGAUGCCCAUGAAAAGGAAUCUCCUCCCUCACCAGACAAAAAAGAGUUAUUCUAG
Messenger RNA from Parnassius apollo (apollo), 204 nucleotides. Lineage: Eukaryota; Metazoa; Arthropoda; Insecta; Lepidoptera; Papilionidae. The record is from the annotation of a GenBank genome assembly.